AUGGGUCUUCUGAGCUUCUUGACGAGCAGGAGAAUCGGGGGUGACCGAGCCCAGGAAUCGUCUCUUAAAUAUCAGGCGUACGAUGGAACCGUUGCCUCGCACCUGCCGAUUCGCGGCAAGCAUGCCGUGUGUGGAAAUGGACCGGUGUCGCUGGAACAGCUGCGGCGAGCGGCGGCGAGAAAAACGAGCCAGCCUCAGCUAUCGGUACCGGCGAAGCCAUUCCUCGUCGGCCUUAACCAACGACCGAGCAGCGCGCCCAACGACGAUUUUGCCGGUCCGGGAGGCCGGCCGAGAGCGGAUACGACGAUUGGGUUUCACCAGCUCGCCCUCAUGGACCACGGCCGCGGCCGACGUCUCCAUCGCUUCGACGUCGACAACGACACCGAGUCGCUCGCGCCCUCGAUCCCCUCCAGCGUGACCUACACCAGCGGGGACGGUGACAGUUCAGCGGCCCGCCUGACGCGCCACAUCGACAUCCUCGACGCCCAGGGAGGGAUCAAGCCGUGCGACUUCAAGACGAGAAUCCACGCCGCCGGCGCGAGGGAUUACGGCGAGGACGUUGCCGACAGGAACAUGGAGCCGAACGGAGUCGACCGUCCGAUGGCCACGGCCCAGGCCUACUGCGCCGAAAACAGGAGCUGGGCGAUGACGGCGUCGUCAAUCAUCUCCGAGGUUGGGGGUAAGGGUCCGACGGCGGCGGGGAGUGACUUGAACCGAGCCAGCUCCGGGUUUGCUGCCAGCCAAGACGAGUUCGGAGCCACCGACGCGCCGUGGGGGACUCGGGUCCGGCAAGUCCCGAGCGUCAACUCGACCAUGCUGCUCUCAAAUCCGACAACCAUCACCUCGCGCUCCUCGUCGCGGAGUUCCCGGCAGCAUCCAGAUGCGGGCACCAAUUGGCGAAAGGGCGCGGCACAGAUCUCGUCGCACGAGCCGGCGUGGUCGUCGCGAGGUCGCAUCUCGGCCGGGCGACGACAAGCAGAGAGGAGUCGAGAUGCAAGCCCCGACGAGUCGAUAUGCGAACGCAGCGACGGAGCCGCCUCUCCUCCCCCCAUACCGCGAUACCGACCUCAGAGCACGAUGAGCAUUGCCGCCGAGCACUCCCAACUCUACUACGGGCCGGCCUCCUCCCAGCUGAGGCGACAAUCGACAGCCUCUGCCGCCAACAGGGCAUCCGCGACCGCCAAGAGCGCGACGCGUCGCGACAGGCAAAUCAACCUGUAUGCCCUCCACUCCAACAAUUCUCUCGUCGGUCGGAGGCGAAGCCGGCUGGGGGAGCUGGACACGGGCGGAGAAUGCGACGACGAUUGCUGGCCCGAAGACUCCGCGUCGGCAUGCCAUGUCUCCAUGUCCCGGAGCCGCACCUGGUCCCAGAAGCAUCGCCGUUCCCAGUGGAACAGCCCCUGGGCCAGUGGGGACACCGUCACGCCGUCCGAAGCCGACGACUCCGCCUGCAACCCCGUGACGGCCAUGGAUUCGGUCGAUCGAUCCUGGAGCUGCGCUUCCGCCAACGGCGCCACCCUCGACGACUCGGCGGGUUGUGCGGGAUCAUCUCGGAGACACGGGUCCAUGUCCUCGGCCACUGCCACGACCGAACUCUCGGGCUACUCGAGCAACGCGGCGGCGCGGCCGCACAGCAUCCGUACGGCCAACACAUCCAUCGACUUUGCAAUGCCGACAGGGACCAUCAAGGACGGCGGAAUGACGAUGCCGGUCAGCAGCAACAGCAGCAGCCGCCAUGGCGACGGCGAAGGCCCGGCCAGUGCAGCCGACGUCACGGCGCAGGAGGAGGAAGACCUGCUCAGCGAAGGCACGACCGGCUCACGGCCGGUGUCGAGAGGUGCGUUUGGCAGGGACCAGACAAACGAAGAGUGCGACAGCGGCAGUUCAGACGACUCUGACGUCGAUUCCUUUGUGGAAAAGCGCCAGACGAUGCUGAGGGCCCCGCUGCGGAGCGAUGGCGGCGAUGCGGAGCGGUGCUUUGAGGAAAAUCGCUUCGGCGACUUCGGGAAAGAUCUUCCCGGACUUCACAAGGGCGCGGGCAACAAGCCGUGCCUCAUGUGCUCCCUACUGCAGUGCGCAUCGAUCGACCCUCCAUUUGACGCAAAAACAGGCACGUGGGCGGAGAAGCCUCGGUGCGACCACAAGGGUCGCAUCACCCAGCGAGACCGGCUGAGGGCGCUCGGGUACGAGUAUGACACCGACGACGACGCAGACGGCAUCUCCGAGUCUGAACCGGAACGCAUCCCGCGCGGACGGAUACCGACGAAGCGGACAGCGGUGGCGAGCUCGUGCGGACGAUACUACGGCGCUGCGGACGCAUGCGAGCCCAUCGACGAGGUCGCCGAGACCGGGCCGGGCCGGAGCAGAGUGCCGAGGCGGUGGCGGGAACGAAGGAUGAGCAAAGCCCGGUUCGCGUCGACGCGUAGACUUGUAAUCGAGCCGGUGCCAGAGGAUGUCGAGGAGGGACACGCCGGGGAAGCGGAAUGA
Drechmeria coniospora is the source of this 2487-nucleotide messenger RNA. RefSeq lists its product as uncharacterized. The record is from RefSeq and is a predicted model, not a curated record. The transcript has 3 exons. The coding region runs from base 1 to 2487 and encodes 828 amino acids. NCBI's taxonomy places the organism in Eukaryota, Fungi, Ascomycota, Sordariomycetes, Hypocreales, Ophiocordycipitaceae.